Molecule: messenger RNA, 1687 nt
Organism: Brachypodium distachyon (stiff brome)
Lineage: Eukaryota; Viridiplantae; Streptophyta; Magnoliopsida; Poales; Poaceae
Product: probable serine incorporator
Exons: 6
Coding region: 168-1412 (414 amino acids)
Cellular component (GO): membrane
Source: RefSeq, a predicted model, not a curated record
ACCGAAUCCACUUCUUUUCCUCCUCCCGUCUCCUCCCCAACACGCGUUCCCCAGAAAUUCCCCACCAAAUCCCCAAACCCGAACCUAGGCGUCGCGCGAGCUCCAAUCCCCUGCCCGAUCGAUUCGAUCCCAUCUGAUCGCCGGAGAAAUCCAGACGAGGCGCCACCAUGUGGGCAGCGUCGUGCCUGGCGUCCUGCUGCGCGGCGUGCGCGUGCGAGGCGUGCCGGACGGCCGUCGGCAGCAUCGGCCGCCGCUCCGCCCGGAUCGCCUACUGCGGCCUCUUCGCGCUCUCCCUCCUCACCUCCUGGGUGCUCCGCGAGGUCGCCGCGCCCCUCCUCCAGUCCAUCCCAUGGAUUAACCACUUCCACAAGACCCCGGACCGCGAGUGGUUCGAGACCGACGCGGUGCUCAGGGUCAGCCUCGGGAACUUCCUAUUCUUCACCAUCCUUGCCGGCAUCAUGGCUGGCAUCAAGGACCAGAAGGACCCCCGCGACAAGAUCCACCACGGCGGCUGGAUGGCCAAGAUAUUCUGCUGGGCAGUCAUUGUCUUCCUCAUGUUCCUGGUCCCCAACGGCGUCGUCAGCUUCUAUGAAUCGAUAUCCAAGUUUGGAUCUGGACUGUUCCUCCUUGUUCAAGUUGUUCUUUUGUUGGACUUCGUGCAUGGAUGGAAUGAGAACUGGGUCGCCAAGGAUGAACAGUUCUGGUACAUGGCUCUGUUGGUUGUCUCAGUUGUUUGUUAUAUUGCCACAUUCUCUUUCUCGGGUCUACUCUUUCACUGGUUCACUCCAUCAGGACAGGACUGCGGGCUGAAUCUGUUCUUCAUCGUCUUCACAUUAAUGCUUGUGUUUCUAUUUGCUAUUGUUGCACUGCACCCAAAGAUCAAUGGAAGCUUGUUGCCUGCAUCAGUUAUUGCUCUCUACUGCACCUAUCUGUGCUACAGUGCACUUUCCAGUGAGCCAAGGGAUUACAAGUGCAAUGGGCUUCACAAUCACUCCAAAGCUAUGUCAACUGGUAGCCUUACAUUGGGAUUGAUAACCACCAUCCUUUCCGUGGUCUAUUCUGCUGUCCGUGCUGGCUCUUCUGCCACCGUGCUUUCGGCACCAGACUCACCACGUGCUGGUGCCGACAAGCCGUUGCUCCCCUUCAGCAAGGCAGAUGAGGAGGAAGCUAAGAAAGAUGUGCCAAAGCCAGUGACGUACUCCUACUCAUUCUUCCACCUCAUUUUCUCCCUGGCAAGCAUGUACUCAGCGAUGCUCCUGACUGGCUGGUCGACCUCAGUCGGCGAGAGUGGAAAGCUUGUUGAUGUUGGAUGGCCAUCUGUCUGGGUCAGGAUGGCAACCCAGUGGGCAACAGCUGGUCUGUUUGUCUGGUCUCUCGUAGCCCCCAUCCUGUUCCCUGAUAGGGAAUUCUAGAUCGACCGGUUAACCUGCCAAGAGUGCAUCAUCCGUUUGGAGCAUGUAGCUUAUCAAACGAGUCUGCUGCAAUACCUAAGCUGACUAUUUCUCUAUUUGGCAUGUGAUAUGUUGCGAGAAACCCUGGCAAGAAGCUGGCGUUCGUGUGAGGUCGUCGAGUCUGUCUGUUAACUAUUGUUUGGCAUUAGGCAUUGUGCCAGUAUUUGCGUGUGAAACUACGGUGUUUGAUUGUAUAUAUACUGAAGUUGGUUUACUAACUCUGUUAGAUUGAUGCA